AAUUUAUAUAACCACCCAAAAAUUAAAAAGCAUUUCUUUCAAAUCCAAGAAAGAAGAAAGUCGGUUGAGUUUUUUAACAAAAAUAGAAAGAAUUCACAACGAGAGCAAAAUUUAAAUAACAUCAAACUGAAGAAGUUCAAGCUGCAAUGUAGACGGGUGUGGCGUUGAAGCAUGGAAGGAAAAAUUGAUGUCAGCAAGUAUAAAAAGUUCAAACGGUUGACUCUGGUGGAAGAGAUCAAGAGUAUUCUUCAAAAAUACCCUGAUGAUGGUCAAAUCUUCAAGGAAAUUGUCCAAAAUGCAGAUGACGCGGGUGCAACAAAACUUGUUUUUAUUUAUGAUGAAAAUGAUUACCGUGGACGUGCUACAAACUGUUCGGCUCCAGGACUAGCUAAGUUACAGGGACCAGCACUUUAUGCAUACAACGACGCUCACUUCACUGAAUCAGAUUGGGAUGGUAUAAGAUCACUGGGACUAAGCAAUAAAAUAAAAGAUCCACUGAAAGUUGGAAGAUUUGGACUUGGUUUUAAAUCAGUAUUUCAUUUAACAGAUUUACCUUCAAUCUCAAGUAAAACAAUUUUUGCAUACCUUGAUCCAAUUGCAAAGACUUUUACAGAUGAGUUGGAAUUUCUUGACUUUUCAAAUUUGGAUGAUAAAAGUAAAUUUAAAAAUUAUUCGGAUUUUGCUCCAUUUAAACAGCUGCCAACAUAUUCUCUUGAUGGAAACGGUAGAUGUGAUGGAACAUUAUUCAGGUUUCCUCUUCGACAAGAGAUAUCGAAUAUAUCAAGCGUAUGUUACGACAAUACUCGAUUUAUGAAGUUGAUCAGCACGUUCAUGAAUGAUGGAUACAUGAACCUCCUCUUCCUCAAGAACGUCCAAUCCAUCAAGUUUUAUAAAAUAUGUUCUGGUAAUAAACAAAUGGAGGAAUUGUAUUCUGUAAAUAUCUCUCAAAGAUGUGUUCAACAGUAUGGCCAGCAAAGAAAAGCUUUUAUUAAAAGCUUGACAAACCAGGUUCAGCAAGGCAACUUCCAAGAAUUAACUUUAAAUCAUCAAGUGGACAUUGAGGAAGAUUCAAGAGGAAAGAAGACAUCCUAUUCCUUUAUGUUGAGUGAAUAUUUUGGAUACACUAGGACUGGCGACGAUUUUUAUGAAAUGAUCACAGAUGAAGAGUUAUCCUAUAUACCGCUAGUUGCUGUUGCAAUGCCCUUAGAUUCGAGCGAUGGUGGUCAUAUAUUUUGUGGUCUCCCAUUACCUUUGCGUGAAAAACGUAUGACUGGCCUACCAGUUCAUGUUAAUGGAUUUUUCGCACUUGGACCUGACCGCAAAGACUUAAAAUGGAAAACAAUAUCUUCAGCAGAAAGUAAUGAUAAAUCUGUCAAUUGGAAUUUAUGUUUAAUUAAUAAACUUUUGCCUUUAGCUUAUUUUAAUUUAAUCAAACAUUUGAUUGCGGCAAACAAUGUUAAUAUUGUUUACAAAUGUUGGCCUAAUCACGAUGAAGUAAAUCAUAAAUGGGAGUCAUUUCUCAUUGAGUUGUAUCAAAAAUUACGUAAUGUUCCAUGCAUCUCCAUUACCAGUACGCAGAAAUGGGUCCACGUACACAACGUGAGUUUUUUAAAAGAAAGCCUCUUUGCGUCUGAAAAUCAAUAUCUAGCUGUAUCAGCUUUCCUUGAAAACAUCGGUACAAAUGUUGCACAUGUUCCUGAUCACAUCUUGAAAUCUCUUUCAGAUGUUAUUACUUUUGUUACCAAGAACAUUGUAAUCAACCAUCUUAAAGAAAAAUGCAAUUUAUUUCGCCAGCUGUCAACAGACAAACAAUGCCACAUUUUGGCUUUUUCCAUUCAAGUAAAAAAUGAUUUAAUGGCACUGAAUGGGCUACCAAUAAUUUGCAAAUUGGAUGGAACUUACCACUGUGUCUCCUACCGACAAAAAUCUGAAAAUAUUUACAUACCAACCAGAGACCAUCCGAAAGAGAUCUUACCUUCGUUAAAGAAUGUGUUAAAUACGUCUUUUUUCACCACUGAUGAUACAUUCUUUCGACGAUUUCAAACUAUUGCAGCUUCAGGGGAAUUCAACUUGAUCUUAAUGAAUGAUGUUACUGCAAGUAUUUGUGCUGUUAAAGAUAACCUACCUAAAAAAUGGUUGAGCAAGAACGACAAAGUAUGUUGGCCUGAUAGAUCUGGUUAUCCCAGUAAAGACUGGCUGAUGAGAUUAUUGGCGUAUAAACAAAGAAAUAAUAUUUCUUUGGAUUUAUUGAAUGGGGUGCCGUUAAUACCUGUAGUGGAAGGUAAUCAAAGGUAUUUGUGUAAGUUGAGUACUGUUCCAUUAGUUAUGAGUAGUACAUGUAUGGGCGGAUACUUUUCUUAUAACACGGGCCAAAUAGUGGACCCAUCCUCCAAGCUGUUAUUGCAAAACUGUGGAAUUCUGUUUGUUGCUGAAAAUUUUAUUGAUAGUGGCAUCAUACGUGACCUGUGCAAUGAGGGGAAGAUUUUACUGCCAGACGCCAAUGGAGUUAUUACAAGUAUUGAGAAUUUGUACAACGCAGGUUAUGGACAAAAAGUCAUGGAUUCUGUGGAAGUAUCAUCAGGGGAUCAGAAAACAAAACUGAUGGAAGUCAUCGGUGCUUGUGGAAGAAGUCUACCGCAUGUAAUAUACCAGCUAAAAUUAUUGAAACCUUAUGGAAGUUCCUCUUAUGUCCCAAUUGGUAAAUGUGUUUUAGUGGAUAGCAGUUGUGUGCCAAGUGUUUGGAGUGCUGCGUUUGGAAAUCUGAUUGCACAGCAAAAUUUAUCAUACCAGCUAUAUCAAAAGUUUAGGAAUUCCCUUACGACUUGGAAUUUUGAAGACAUCGUCAAAUGUGUGUUGCGAAAUAUCAAGAGGCUCAAUCCUGCCCAAAAGGAUGAGCUUUUUAACUUUUGUGUGCAACAAAUAUCCUCGCGUGAAGUGUCCUCUUCGUUUGUAAAUAACCUUAAACAUCAUUUGUACGUUCUGAGUGAUGGUGCAAGGAUUAAACCGUGCGAACUCUUUGAAAGAACUCAACAGUUUCAAGACCUGUUCUGGGGGGAGGUAAACAAGUUUCCAGAUGUUAAGUACAACAACAAUGCUUUAAAAAGUCUAGGUUUAAAGACACGUCUUGAUCAGGUGUCAUCACAGGAUAUUGUCAAUAGUAUUUGCAGUAUUCAAAAUUUCGCAAGUUACAGUCAAGAUGUGGUUAAAAAAGUAUUGCAAAUACUUAUAAUCAGUAAAAACAAUGGAAUCGAUAUAUCUUCUUGCAAUGCAGUAAGUUGGAUUCCUGUAGAAACAGAAAGACCUAGGGGUUAUCCAGUAGGAUUGAGCUGGUUAGGAUCAAAGGCAGCUGGAUCAAACAUGUGUGUGAAACCACCUAAUAGUGUCGUAAGGCAAGAGUUUUCCUACCUAACUGGCUCUCUAUUAUAUGUUGCACAAUCAUCAAUAUCAACUUAUUUAAAAAGCGUCACAGUAGUACCACAAGUUUUAACCAUCGUCAAUCAUUUAGAAGCGUUGGUUGUUAGCUACAAUUCUGACGAAAGAGGGUUGUACAAAAAGCUUGCUUAUGAUAUUUAUCAGCAUUUAGCUCAAUGCGAUUAUCAAGAAGUGGAAAAUGCUAUGAUGCGUAAUAGAAUAAAGAUAUGGCAAGGUAAACGAUUUGUAAAUAGGACAGAUAUCUUGUUACAGAGAACAAGAGUUGAUGUAAGCCCAUAUUAUCACUAUCUGCCAGAUGAUUUUCCUGCCUCAUUUAAAAAAUUUCUUUCUUCCGAGAAGGUCAGUGAAGAAAGCAUUUACAUUGAUGUUUUAGCUAGAAUGAAGGAGAAGCGUGAAGAAGAAAAGAAGGAUGCUUCCAAGGAUUUAGAUCUUGCUGUUAGACUUGUGUAUGAUCUGGCAGACCAAUUGGAUUCGCUGAGUGAUGAACAGAAAAAGAAAAUAAAUGUUCCAGUCAAUUCUAAAGUAUUGAAGCUAAGUCCCUUGGAAGAAUGCUUUUACCACGAUUUUGAUGGCAGCAUCUCUUUUAACUCUAUGCUGUCGUAUAACGUCUUACAUCCCAACAUUGAAGAGUCUGUGGCUGACAAACUCGGCAUACCUGAUUUAACGAGUAAGGUUUUGUCUGCUGAAGAUAGUUCCAUGUUUGAAUCAUGGGGUCAACAUGAAGAUCUAACACUGAGACUUAACAAGUUGUUAAAGGAUUACGAAGAUGGCAUGGCUAUACCCAAAGAACUUAUUCAAAAUGCUGAUGAUGCUGGCGCAAGUGAAGUCUGUUUUCUGUAUGAUCAAAGGGAAAAUGAAGACUUAAGAAGUAAAUUAUUUGACAGGAACAUGAAAGUAUGGCAGGGUCCGGCAUUAUGGGUUUAUAACAACGCUGUUUUUAAGGAAGCAGAUUUUAAAAACAUAACCAAAUUAAACGCUGGUACAAAAGAAUAUGAUAACAGCAAAAUUGGUAAAUUUGGAUUGGGAUUUAAUGCUGUAUACCAUCUUACAGAUGUGCCUAGUUUUCUCAGUGGAGACUCGAUGGUUGUAUUUGACCCUCAUACUAACUUUCUUGGUAAGGCAAUAAAGAACACCAGCUCCCCUGGAUUAAGAGUUUGCCUUUCCUCGACGAAGAAAGAUUUAGCACAUUUUCAAGAUCAAUUUAAAGUAUUUCAUGGUAUUUUUGGAGUACAUUCUGAUUUCGAAAAUAAUGAUGUUAAACACUACAAUGCCACCUUAUUUCGAUUACCGUUGCGAAAAUAUGAACAAGCACAAACAAGUGAAAUAAAAAAUAUGGAAUAUACCAAUGUAGAGAUGAAUUUGUUGUUUGACAAAUUUAAAGAAUAUUUAGAUCACUUACUUCUUUUCACAGAGAAUGUUAGAUCUGUGAAAGUUUAUCAAUUAGAUAAAGCAGUCUCAAAUCCAAGUGAAAUGAAAUUGCUUUUUCAGGUACAGAGACAAGAUACCGCACCGAAUUCAAAAAGUGUAAUGAAAUAUGCUGAUUCCAUUUUGAAGCAAAUGAAUCCUGCAUUCUCUUUUGACAUUCCACAUUACGGUUUGACCGAUGUCAUGGUAAUCACAGUAACGAAAGGGAAGAAGAUUGUAGAAAGAAAAUGGAUAUCCAGUUCCUGUAUUGGUGGAAGAAAGUCCUUUGGUCAUGCUAGCAAAAAUAAAGGAUUUAAUCCCUGUGGAGGAGUAGCAUGUGAGUAUGAUGUGGAAGGUAAUAAAACUGCUAGGGUUGUAACUGAUUUGGAACAAAGAUUUAUUUACUGUUUCUUACCGCUGCCAGAGAAAAGUUGGCUACCAGUUCAUAUAAAUGGAGCAUUUGAGGUAUCUAACGAUCGUAAGCAAUUAUCACAAAGUACAAAUGAUCAAAAACGACAUGGCGCUGCUACUCAUUGGAAUGACCUACUUGGGUAUGAUGUUGGACAAGCUUACUUUAAUUUGUUAUUGAAGAUCAAAAGUAUGUUUCCCAACAUUGAACUAAAAGAAUGGUUAAAGCUGUUUCCUGCUGUUUCAGCGUUAUCUGGAUGCAGAAGCGCAGUACUCGAGAUGCUGAAAUCUUUAAGUUACCAAAUAUUGGAGACGAAAGAGGCUAUAUUUCCGGUGACGAAUAGAUGGACAAAAUGGGAAGACAUAAAACUUCUAUCAUCAGAUUUUGAUCCUGCCUUGUCCAUUGACGCUGUAUCUUGUUUGAACUGGUAUUACAAUUUGACAGGGAGAAAAAAUGUUUGUGCACAACUGCCAUCAACAUUUAUAUCACUAUUAAUUAGUUUAGGUUACAGAAAAAACGUACAUGAUCAUACUGUAUCACAAGACGAUUUCUUCAGAGUGUUUUUCGAGCAUAUUGAUAAUCCUAGUUUAGAUCAAUCACUUAGAAAUAAAAUAGUUCUUUACUGUCUUGGAAGAAAGCAAGAUACAGGUCUUAUAAAAGAUUUUUUAUGCACAAACAAAUGUGUGCCCACGAAGCCGAAUGGAAGAAUGCGUCUACCCAGUGAAUUAAUUCAGGAGAGAAGCAAGGCUGCAGCACUUUAUGAUAUAGAUGAAGAGGUUUUUCCGCAGGAUGAAUUUGAAAGUCAUGGAUCAUAUCUGCAAAUUUUGGGUAUGGACAGUCGUUCUUUGGCUUGGGAAAAAAUAGUUGAUAGAGCGAAAACAACAGAGGUUAUCAGUGUUAUCAAGGGUAUAACGCAGACUGUUGAAAGAAGUAGGAAAUUAAUUUCAUUUAUUUUCGAUGGUCUUCGUGAAAUGCCACCAUCUCCUGAAAUGCUUGAAGCACUGAAAAACACUUCAUUCGUGCCAUUAAAACAGAAAGAAACAACUUCAAUAUUUUCGAAAUGGUUGAAUGACGACUACGCGUUUGGUGCACCAAAUCAAUUAUUUACAUCAGAAUACGUCAACCUUGCGUGCUGUUCAUCAUUAAUAUGUGAUAAAGAAUACGAUGCCUUGCUACACAAUCUAAACAUCUGCAAUAUACCAAGAUAUGAAGUUGUAAAGGAACAAAUAAUCCAAUUGAUCUCCGCUUAUGAAACAGAUAAAAGCAAAGGUGUUGACACAUGCAGAAUACUUGAUGAAAUGUAUCGUUACCUUAACACGUUAAAGAAUAUACCAUUUGGUGAGCUGACCUUGCUAAGGUUGAUAUAUUCUAAAGAGCAUGAACUUAUUUUUCCACGGCAAGCAUAUUUUAAGAUUGAAGACGAGAUAACAGGUUACUCGUACAAGUUACCAAACAACCUAAUGAAGUAUUUUCCAGAUUUAAUGCGCCAGCUUGGUGUGAUGGUUGAAUGUAGUGAAAGAGAGUACAUUGAUUUAUUGCAUAAUCUUAAAACUGAAUUCCAGGAUUGCAGCUUACCUAAUGAAUUAUUGAAACAAAUUUUGCAUAAAAUUGUACCGUACCUUUGCAAUGGGAAAUGUGAUCAAAGUGCUGAAAUAUUUCUACCAGAUAGAGGUGGAGUUUUACGGUCUACCGCAGAUAUGUGUUUCAAGGAUGUAUAUUGGCUUCCUUACGAAAACGAUGUCCUCUACUCACACGAAACCAUUCCACCACAUUUUUGCAACAAACUAGGCAUAAAACCGUCUCGUUCGGACUACUUUCAGCGAAAUUCUGUUGGUAUUCCAUUUGGACAACAUGAGGAUUUAACGACUCGUAUCAAGAAUUUGCUAAAAGGUUAUUCAGACACUGAGGAUGUUUUGAAAGAAAUUUUGCAGAAUGCAGACGACGCAGGGGCGACUGAAGUAAACCUGACUCUUGACAUGAGAAAUCAUGGUACAGAGAAAAUAUUUUCAGACAAGUGGAAAGAGAUGCAAGGUCCCGCGUUGCUCGUUUCGAAUAACGGCGAGUUUACUCAACAAGACUUGUCUGCGAUCCAAGCCUUAGGACAAGGAAGCAAAUGUAAAGAACCGUUAAAAACUGGAAAGUAUGGCGUUGGAUUCAAUGCUGUUUACGGCAUCACGGAUUGUCCAUCAUUCUUGACGACUAUAAAAGACGACAACAGUGAGGUUUUAGUUAUAUUUGAUCCUAAUUUGAGGUAUGCUGAAGGAGCAAGAAAAGAAGAACCUGGAAUAAUGCUUAAAAAUGGUAGACAACAACUUGAAGAAAAGUACACUGAUGUAAAAGCAGCAUACCUAAUAGAUGAAUACGAUUCGAAGGGGAAAACAUUGUUUCGUUUUCCACUCAGAAACAAGACUAUGGCAGAAAACUCAGAAAUUUCAGAGAAAGUAACCAACGAAAAAGAAGUAGAAGAAAUGUUAUCUAAGCUGAAAAGGCAUGCACCAGCAAUGUUAAUUUUCCUCAGAAAUAUAAAAUCAUUAUCUUUCAAGUAUAUAACAAACCAGGGAGAGGUCACAGAAGAAAACUUUAAUGCAAGGGUAUAUGGAGUUACUGAAAAGAAGCGUAAAGAUUUCAUUAGUUGUCAAAAAACAUUGGCUAGCAAACUGGGAAAUGUAACAUCCGUAAUGAAAUUCACAAAAUCAUUGCCAUAUAAUGUUUGUGUACAACACAAGUCAAAAGAUGGAACUUUUGUUUACCACUUCGAUGUUAUUGAACAAUGUGGAUUUGACAACAUGAGAAAGCUUCAUCAGUCUAUUAUCAAGAUAAUUGAAACCAACGAAUUAUGUUUGAUUCCAAAAGGAGCCAUUGCAUCUAUUUCAAGUGAUACGGAAUGUGAAAGGUGUGAAAAUGUUGAAAAAAAGCGGAGUAAGAAAAUCGAAACGAAUAAGCAUAACGUAUUUUGUAGUCUUCCAAUCCCGAUUAGUUCCGGUUUAAAUGUUCUUAUUAACGGUCAUUUUAUUUUGGAUUAUGAAACCAGAAGAAGCCUUUGGAGCAAUGAAAAUCUAACAGUGGAACGACUAUGGAAUAAUGCUAUACUAAUGCAUUGUAUUCUACCCUGUUACAUAACAUACGUUCAAGCAAAAGCUGAUGAGUUAUCUGGAUCUUUUGAAGAAAUGGAUAAUAUUAACUUGAUCAACUAUAAAAUUAGGAGAUUUUAUGAUCUUUUUCCUCAUUCUGUUGAUGAUGAAAACAGAACCGACUAUUGGAACCUUUUCAACAUGGAGUUUUACACACAUAUUUAUGAACAUAAUGUGCCAUUCUUGGUUGUGUUUAAGGUUGCAGAUAAAGACUUAAUGUUUUGCAAGCCACAAGACGAGUUUUUAUUCCAAGUUGUGCCCGAUCCACCAAAGUCACAAGGUAAUGCCUAUCCCCUAACGGUUCCAAAUGACCCAUUUUUUAGAUCAAUGUUGCUUCGGAUUUUACAACAAGUUCAUAUACGGGCGGACAUUCUUUCGAAAGUAUUAGUAAGUAAUUUUAAAAAAUGCAAUGUACCAUUAACAGAAGUAAGUCCAGAUGUUAUUAGAAGUAGGUUGAUUGCGCUAGAGAAAGACAUACUUCCAAAUUGUGACACAAAUUGGAAUGUAAAACAGACAGCUUUUAAGGAUGCUGAAAAUGUUUUAACUGUCUUAAAAUACUGCUUAUCUGAUUAUAAAAGAAGAAAUGACGAAAAUCAGAAGGAAGGAAGAAGUGAAAAUAUUGAAAUUGAAGAAAAUGUUCUGGAAGGUUUACCUCUUUGUUUAUUGAAAAAUGAAGAUCUUGUUUCAUUUUCUUCUCAGAAUCCAAAGUAUUUCACUGGCCACAAUGACAUUUUUGAAAAAGAAGGACAUAGAUUUGUUCAUUCGAAGGUAUAUAAUGCAGCGACUGAUGCAACGUUGAAUUGGUUGGAAAUGUCUUGCUUUAAGAAAUUUACAAUUGCCGAAUUCGUUCUAUUAUUAAAUAGUUUUCUAGAUGAAAAUGUUUACUGUAAUUCUCAAACUCCGAUUAAGAUUUCAGAGCCUAUUACAGAAAUUUGGCUUUCUUUGGUGUGGAGAUUUUUUAAAUCGUUGACUCCACAAAUGGAAGAUAUCAACCUUGUGUUACAGGAAGUUGGAGGCUGGUCGUUACUGCUUGCUAAAAGAGGUGAAACAACUUAUCUUAUCCCAAUAAACAAACGUAAGGGCGUUUUAUUUUUGCCCAACAAUUUUGAAGAUAAUGUUAGACACGUUAUUCCUGUUCUCAAAAGAAAUGUCUUCGAACCUGUUCAAACGAUCCUAGAUAGUUCUGAAAAGUGCAUACCAGUUUACCCUAAAUAUGUGGUGGAGAAAAUAUUUGGGUCAGUCAAUACGGUCACAGAUGUCAUAGAUGCUUUAACAUUGACUCACGAAUCAGAAGGUUCUCUUUCUUCAUUGAGUAACAUUGUUCUACCCCAUUUACAAUCAAUGCACGAGUCAAUUAAUUCUUCUUAUGCAUCAAAUUUAAAGAAAUUACCUUUGUUUGAGCAAUGGAAUGGUGCCAUGGUAGCAGCUGAAGGUAAUGUUUAUGUACUGCCUAAAGAUGUCCCCUGGGUUGGACUUGAGAAGUUUGAAGAAAAAAAUAAUUGCGUCUUUUUAAAGCCUCAGAUGUCGGUUGAACAAUUGUACAAACAUCUAGAUUUAAGCACAUGUGACUUCAUUUCAUUCUACCAGCAAUUUGUUUUCCCCUUAUUGUACUUACUACCAGAUAACUUUAUACAUGAUCACAUGGAUGCUGUUAGAAAAUAUUUUGAAGGAUUAGAAAGUGAGUCCAGCAGAAAAGAAUUUAAAACCACAUUAUCAUCAUUAAAGUUUAUUCCAAAUAUUGAGGGUGAGAAGAAAUGUCCGACUGAAUUAUAUGAUUCUGAGAAUAAGUUAUUUAAAUUGCUAAUUAGUGAAAAGGAUUUUCCUUGCGAAGCAUACAAUACACCUGACUGGCUUCGAUUCUUGCGAGAUAUUGGAAUAAUAUCUUCUAUAUCUAAAGACCUUUUUAUGAAAUUUGCAAAGGAAAUAGCAGUUAAUCAGAGAAAAGAAUCACUUUAUGCAUCUAAUUUGCUUUGCGAAGAACUUUUUAACAAUUCUGAUCUGAAAGAAGUUGACUUUCUUAACAAAAUUAAAUCCAUUUCCUUCAUACUACCCGACACACUGAACAAGAAAUGGGAAAAAAUUCAUCCGAGCAGAAAUUCUACUUUAAACCGCAUAUGCUUUGAACAGUCUGUGCGUCAAUCUGAUGCUAUACUAGUAUGGACCACAAAGACUAUAUUGCCAAGCUAUGCUACACCAUCAUUUCAAUUUGAUGAAACCAAAGUCGACUAUGCAGCCAUUCUUGGUGUUAAAAAGGCUCGAUUGGAUUGCUGUCAAGAUAUUCUAAAUCACAUUCGUAACAUCACUGAAACAGACAUGGAAAAGAAGACCAGCAGUUGUAAAAUACUUGAUCAAGAAACAUCAGAAGCAUUUGUCAACGUGUUAACAUCAUUUUACGAAUAUUUACGCACUGGAAAAUGCAUUGACAAAAGAAAUAUUUCAUUUUUAAAGUCAAUCAGUUUCAUUCUUGUUGAUAAAGAUCUUAAAAUUGACAAGAUCGAUAAAGCGGUGUUUUCAAGCGAACGUAUAAUAACUCCGUACAUCAAUUCCAUAGAUGUGAAACAUGGUAAAUAUUUUGAAACUUUCACGUUACUUGGCUGUUCAGACCAUCCAAACGCGAGACAAUAUUGCGCACUAUUAGAGGAAGUAAAAUCAGAAGUUGGUAAAAAACAGCUGAGUGUCAAUAAAUUAGGUGUUAUAAAGAAGGCUGUGGUUUUUCUCAGCAAUGUACUUAGUGAAGCAGAAAAUAAUUCCCUAAAUUCUACAUCUUUAUACUUACCUACUAUUAGCCUUGUUAACAACAAAGAAACAUAUUUAACGCUAUCAACGAAAGCAAUUUUUCUCGAUGAUUUGAAGUAUGAAAAGAGACUAAAAAAAUUCUCAGAGCCAAUUCUUGUACCAAAGUAUUGUGAUGUGGUUAAAAGCGAAAGUUGUAAAGUCAAUGUGAACCUGUUGAAACACCUUCCUGAAGAUUUAAAACCAAAAGCUCUCAGCGAAGUUAUUGAAGAGAGAUUAGUGUCAGAGGUGCUACCUGUUGAAGUUGCCAAAGAUCACAUCAGUAAGAAGAUUGAGUCUAGACUACAUGCAGAACAGUUUCUUGAAAGUUUUAUAAGACUUUUGAAGGAUGAAGCCAAAUCAGACUUAAAUAGCGACAUCGAUGAAGUUUCGUUGGACGAAAAAAGAGAGCAAAUUUUCAAUGCUCUUCAGAAAGUAAAAGUAAUUGUUUUGUCUGAUAUCCAGACACAAUAUGCAUACAAAAAUGAAUUAAUCCCUGAUAGUAUUGUAGAGAAAUCUUUAUUUUUAAAAAAGAAUGAAGACAGUUCAGAGAUCUAUUUUAAAAAAUCGCAGAGAGAAAACACUCUGAUGUAUUCCCAAAUCAGCACAGCUUUGUUGAAACUGUUCAACAAACCUCUGAAGAAAAACGCGUCGCUUGUUCUAAUACUGCUACAAACUCGUUUACCUGAUUUAUCGUCGGUACUUGAUGGCGAAGGUAUAUUUCGUGAUGAAUCGGAUUCACAGUUUCUGAAGUCUGGUCAAAUGCCCACUCCAGGAGAUUUAGUGCCAUUAGAACUUUACUGUCUUCUCAAGCACGAUUUGUUGGAUUUUGAAAAAGAUGAAUACGUAGCUGUUGAACGAGAAGAAAAUGGCAGAUGUGUGUACAUCUAUGGUAUAAUUCGACGUGUUGAUCGCAAUGCAGAUAAGCCGCUUCGUGUGUAUGGAGUACAAAUAUCUGCAAAUGAAAAUGAGAUUGUCGACAUUAAAGCUACUGAUUUAUAUAAGUUUGAUUCAAAGGCUACGGUAAUUCCAUCAGAAGAUACAAGCCUUGUUUUGAGCGAUGUCGGUUCAAGCGGCGAUAGACCGUUGCUUCAAAAUGAAGAUGAAGCAAGAACAUUUGAAGAGAUAUGCGAAGAGAUCAAAAAAAUUCUUAAUGGUAUCAAAUCUUUGUCUGAGGAAGAGAAGAAAAAAGUAAUUCGUCGAUUGUAUUUGAAAUGGCAUCCUGACAAACAUCCAGAACAUAGCAAAGAAUUGGCAACAGAAGUGUUUAAAUUUUUGCAGAAUGAAAUAGAAAAAAUAAAUGGCAAUCAUUCCCAAUUUUUUCAAAGUUGGAACCGGAGAGCUGAAAGAGAAUCAAAAUCUUACGAAGACUACUUUUUUAACUUUAACAGUUUUUGUCGAAGUUCUGCAUUUUCAAGUAGGCAAAGAAGUCGCAGGCGUAGUAACCGACGUGGUCGUGGCGGCGGUGGAGGUGGAGGUGGUGGCGGUGCAUUCUUCUUCACACCUCCAACAUUUCAAGGAAGAAAUCCUCAACCUAGUGAAUCAUCAAGAUGGUUCAAACAAGCUCAAUUUGAUAUAUCAUCUGCCGAAAACGAUAACACAAAUUUAUAUGAAUGGAUAUGCUACAAAGCGCACCAGGCCUCAUUGAAAGCAUUAAAAGCUGCACGAUACUGCAUUGAUUACGCAGAAAUUGAAGAGACGCCCAGCCUGGCUACAAUUGCUGAAACUGUAGACGACGAGGCACUAAAAUCGUUAGCAACUCAACUCGAAACUUUACUUGGAUCAAGUUCAGAAAUGCAGUACCCUGCUCGCAGAGACUUUGAUGUUCCACAUGAUCGAUACAAUCAACAGAAAUCAGAAGAAGCAAUGACAAUAACGAAGAAGAUACUUCAAAUAGUUGAAGACCAGAUAAAUGAUUAACAGAUGGUCUGUAUACCUGUUAACAGUAAGAAAUUAAACCCUUUAUAUAGUUUUUUUUGAUGUGCAGUCCUUUUUAAACUUUUUACGGAAAAUUGAUAUAAUGUUUAAAAUCUUUCAUUUAAACUUGAUAUUUUCAUAUUCAUACAACAAACAAAAGCUGCUUCAACUGGUUUAUAAUUUGGUACUAAAUGACAUCUGUCCGAAAACAAGGUUAAUUAUUACUUCAUUAUUACAUUAUUAGUACAAGUCAAAAAUAAAGAAGGUCUUUAGUGUAACAAAAAUGCUAUCAAACAAUCUCCCAUACAGAUUAAGUUGCAAAUUAAUGUACAGGUCAAUUUAAUGGGGUGGAGCAGCCAAAUCUUAAACAUUUGAAAUAUUUUAAAAAUCACGCAGUUCGGGAAAAUGUAUUAUUGAAGUUUCUGUUGUAAUUUUUAUCAAGUUAAUAUCUAGUAAUAUUUUAGUCUUUAUUUUACGUAUAUUGAAGCACGUUGAUUAGACGUAGUAUACAAUUUUUUUUUAUUAAUUCACACGUUACUUAUUUUAUUAGAAGUAUUUUUAUUUUAAUAUAUUCUUACUGUCUAGAAUCAUUAGGAAUUACUUGCAGCAGUGAAAGAAUUAAUUUAAAAUUUAUGAUCAAUUUAUGAUUUUUAAAUAGCCAUACGCUUUUUAUUUUUUAAAUUGAGCAGAAAAGUUAAAGACUUUGUUGGUUUUAAUAUUUUUUGUUUAAAGAAUGCAUGAAACUAGGCAGUAUUUUUGUGUAGACAAUAUAUGAAACGAAUCAGUAUUUUUUAGGCUAAACAAUAUAUAAAAUGAACUGUAUACGUCCAUUUUUUAUUUUUGACAAGAUUUUUGAUUGAAUUUUCAUCA
Messenger RNA from Hydractinia symbiolongicarpus, 13935 nucleotides. Its product is annotated as sacsin-like. NCBI's taxonomy places the organism in Eukaryota, Metazoa, Cnidaria, Hydrozoa, Anthoathecata, Hydractiniidae. The transcript has 8 exons. The record is from RefSeq and is a predicted model, not a curated record. Gene Ontology annotation, molecular function: Hsp70 protein binding. Bases 172 to 13068 code for a protein of 4298 amino acids.